This is a messenger RNA of Rhinopithecus roxellana (golden snub-nosed monkey), 830 nucleotides long. Its product is annotated as endogenous retrovirus group K member 8 Rec protein-like. The record is from RefSeq and is a predicted model, not a curated record. Bases 242 to 517 code for a protein of 91 amino acids. NCBI's taxonomy places the organism in Eukaryota, Metazoa, Chordata, Mammalia, Primates, Cercopithecidae. The transcript has 4 exons.
CGGAAGUAAAAAUGCAGGGCCGGAAGUCCCGCCCCUAGCCAGACGGCGUGGUCAACACUGGCUCAGGUUCUUCCGGGUCUGCGGUCUGUUGGGUAUUUGCGGUUCAGAAGUACCGGUUUCCGUGUCCCAAGGCUUGGCAGGGGGACGCCUGCGGAAACACGCGGACCCCAACAUCUGGCGCAGCGAGCAGGGUUUGUGGCUCCAAGAGAGCAAGGAACCGGAGGGGGCACACCCCGGUGCCAUGGCGAAGAGGAGCCGAUCCGAAGAGUUCCUGAAGGAAUUCCAGGUCCUAAUGAGCGCUCAGAGAACAUUCACCUUCGGAACUCAACGUGCAGAGCCUCCGACAUGGGGACAGCUGAAAAAGCUCACUCAGGAAGCUGAAGGGGUUGUUCAGCAAGCUGGACAACCAAAAACGCCACUGACUUUAUUUUUGGCUAUGCUGGCUGUAGUGAAUUGCCAGUCUGCUGGAGAUGGUGUCAGAGGUCAAACACUGGGUCCCAGCGAGCCCAACAUGUGAUGAUGGUUUUAAAAGAAAUUCAAACCUGUAAAUAAAGAAGGGGGAGAUGUAGAGGACUAGGUGCUCGCAAACGAGAUGUUCCCGAUAAGUCCUGCUCUUGCAAACAAAGCAGGACGUUCCUUCUCUGCAAACAGGAAGAACAAAGGAAUCAGCUGCAAACAGCAGACUCUGGGAACUAGUUAAUGUUUAAGCGUCUUGAGAAAUCAGAAAGUCAGGGAAAGGUCAGAAAAACAGCUCGUGUCUUGUGACGUGGUAAAAUUCCACAAACGGUUGUAUAAAAUAAAGCAGAGCUUGCCGUUCGGCAUAGCCGCCA